AUGUCAACCGAAAUCCCCAAGACUAUGUUUGCGUGGAGGAAACAUAGGGGCAACCCCGAGCCAGUAACUUUAGGCUCUUGUCGUGUUUGGGAAGAGAUCCCGGUCCCCCAAACGCCACCAACCGGUAUUCUAUGCAAAAUGAUAGCUUCUGGAGUCUGUCGCAGCGACCACUCACUCCUCACCAUCGAUAAGCAAGCAGGGUGGUUUCAGGAAAAGUACACCCUGGGCCAUGAGGGUUGUGGGAGAAUCGUGGAAAUAGGUGCCGAGGUUAAGGAUUCAAACCUUCGAGUGGGAGAUGUGGUUGCUCUCCACGCCGUCCCAGGCUGUGCAGGUGAAGAAUGUCCCGAAUGCUCCCGAGACCUGUCACAGAUAUGUGAAAGAGGACACCAUUCGGGAAUUGGACAAGACGGCUUUUACGCCCCAUAUGCCACAAUGGACAUCAGGGGGGCUGUCCUUGUCCCCGAUGGCGUUACACCAGCUGAAGCAGCUGUGGCCACGGAUGCAGUGAACACGGCCUACCACGCAAUUCACAGAAGAGGCGAAGUCAAGAAGACAGAGACCACCUUCUUAUUCGGGUUGGGUGGUCUCGGCUUCAACGCAUUGCAGAUUGUUCUGGAUAUCGGAGCUAGGGUUAUCGUGUGCGACAUCAGAGAAGAAUGCCUCGAGAAUGCCGCAAAAUUAGGUGUGCCAAGAAGCGAUAUCGUUCCUGUUGGCAAAUCGCCACAAGAGUUCAUCGUUGAAAAUGGUCUAGAAGGGAAAAUCGACACUGUCCUAGAUUUCGUCGGCACCCAUCAGACCUUUGAAGAUGCUCAGCAUAUUGUCCGACGCGGUGGAAAAUUACUUUGCAUUGGUAGUCUGGAUACGGAAAAUACAAUCCACAUGAAGAUUGGGACUCGCAAGAGGUUGAGCUACAUAUUCUCUUACGGUGGACAGGUUAGGGAUCUUGAGGAAGUUCUCCAGUUGAUUAAAACCAGAGCUAUAUCCCCCCAAGUGGAGGAAGCCAGACUAAAGGACUUCCCUACGGUUCUCAAGGCGUUGGGUGAGGGGAAGAUCAAGGGACGGAUGGCCUUGAUGCACGAUUAG
Messenger RNA from Ilyonectria robusta, 1083 nucleotides. RefSeq names its product chaperonin 10-like protein. Gene Ontology annotation, molecular function: oxidoreductase activity; zinc ion binding. The record is from RefSeq and is a predicted model, not a curated record. The transcript has 7 exons. Bases 1 to 1083 code for a protein of 360 amino acids. NCBI's taxonomy places the organism in Eukaryota, Fungi, Ascomycota, Sordariomycetes, Hypocreales, Nectriaceae.